Messenger RNA from Humulus lupulus (European hop), 3641 nucleotides. RefSeq lists its product as uncharacterized. Gene Ontology annotation, molecular function: protein phosphatase activator activity. Gene Ontology annotation, cellular component: protein phosphatase 4 complex; nucleoplasm. The coding region runs from base 268 to 2940 and encodes 890 amino acids. NCBI's taxonomy places the organism in Eukaryota, Viridiplantae, Streptophyta, Magnoliopsida, Rosales, Cannabaceae. The record is from RefSeq and is a predicted model, not a curated record. The transcript has 24 exons. Gene Ontology annotation, biological process: protein dephosphorylation.
GUCGGGGACCGAGACACUUGCACAGAAGAAUAAAAAGGAGAGAGAGAGAAGAGAGAGAGAGAGCGCGAGAGAGAGAAAAGCUAAGGCUCACACUGCUACGUUAAUGGCGGUUAGGGUUUUCUAUUAGUUCCCUAUACUGUAAUCUUCUUCCUUUUUUUUUGCCAUUUCUCUCUCUCUCGUCUCGCUCUUGAAACCCUAAUCCGUAAAAAAGCCUUUUGGACCCUUAAUUCAUCUCUUCGAAUUCGAAUCCGGUACGCGAGAACUGGAAUGGGCGCGCCGGAGAAAUCACAGGCCAACGCUAGUUCGAUGCAGCGUGUUAAGGUCUACCGAUUGAAUGAUGAUGGAAAAUGGGAUGAUCAAGGAACUGGACAUGUCACUGUUGACUAUUUGGAGCGAACAGAAGAGCUUGGUUUAUUUGUUUUUGAUGAAGAAGAUCAUGAGACAUUACUUUUGCAUCGUAUUAGCGCAGAUGACAUUUAUAGAAAGCAAGAAGAUACAAUUAUCUCAUGGAGAGAUCCAGAGUUUUCUUCAGAGUUAGCACUUAGCUUUCAGGAGACAACAGGCUGCGCUUACAUAUGGGACCAUAUCUGCAAUGUGCAAAGAAAUAUGAAUUUCCAUUCUCUUAACAAUGAUACGUUUCAUGGUCCCAAUAGUGAGUUGAGGGAGCUGCCAGCAGUUGAGCCAUCCACACUUCCUUUAAUACUUAAGACUUUGGUUGAGAGUGGUCUUGCUGAUCAGAUGCGGUUGACAGAACUUAUCUUGAAUGAUCAAGAAUUUUUUCGGAAGCUGAUGGUUGAAUUUAGGAUGUGUGAAGACUUGGAAAACGUUGAAGGUCUACACAUGAUAUACAAAAUAGUAAGGGGGAUCAUUAUGCUCAACAGUCCUCAGAUUUUUGAGAAGAUAUUUGGCGAUGAAUUGAUCAUGGAUGUUAUUGGUUGUCUUGAGUAUGAUCCUGAAGCUCAUCAUGCCCAACAUCAUCGUAAUUUUUUGAAAGAGCACGUUGUUUUUAAGGAGGCUAUACCAAUCAAAGAUCCUUUGGUCCUCUCAAAGAUACACCAGACAUAUCGAGUUGGCUAUUUGAAGGAUGUCAUUUUGGCUAGAGUAUUGGAUGAGGCGACACUUGCAAAUCUCAACUCCAUAAUUCAUUCAAACAAUGCCGUUGUUGUUUCUUUAUUGAAGGAUGACAGUACAUUUAUUCAGGAAUUGUUUGCUAGGAUCAGGUCGCCCACCACCUCAGCAGAAUCUAAAAAGAAUUUGGUGUACUUUGUGCAUGAGUUCUGUUGUCUGAGCAAGAGCCUGCAGAUGGUACAGCAACUUCGACUGUAUAGGGAUCUUGUGAGCGAAGGCAUUUUUGAUAUCAUGACUGAGGCUCUUCAGAGUCAAGACAAAAAGCUUGUAUUAACUGGGACAGAUAUCCUCAUUCUUUUCUUAAAUCAGGAUCCAAACCUUCUGCGUUCUUAUGUUAUUCGGCCGGAAGGAAUUCCACUUUUAGGACUUCUGGUGAAAGGAAUGCUAACAGAUUUUGGGGAUGAUAUGCACUGCCAAUUUCUUGAAAUUCUUCGCAGUCUUCUAGAUUCAUUUACAUUGUCAGGAGCUCAGAGAGACACCAUUAUUGAAAUUUUCUAUGAGAAGCAUUUGGGUCAGUUAAUUGAUGUCAUAACGGCAUCAUGUCCUUCAGACGGUGUUGCUCAAUCAAUUGGUAAAUCUUCGGGCUCUGGUGAAAAAGUCGAAAGUCAGAAUAUCGUGAAGCCUGAAAUUUUGUCGAACAUAUGUGAAUUGCUAUGCUUUUGUGUUCUUCACCAUCCUUAUAGAAUAAAGUGUAAUUUUCUCCUUAGUAAUAUGAUAGAUAAAGUUUUGCUACUGACUCGAAGAAGGGAAAAAUACCUAGUUGUUGCCGCUGUUCGAUUUGUUCGUUCUACCCUUACCCGUUGGGAUGAGCAUCUGAUAAAUCACUUCGCUAAGAAUAACCUUUUUAAGCCAAUUGUGGACGCCUUUGUUCGCAAUGGAAAUCGUUAUAACUUGCUCAACUCUGCCAUUCUAGACCUUUUUGAGUUUAUACGAAAGGAAAACAUGAAAUCAUUACUUAAAUAUAUAGUUGAUUCAUUCUGGAAUGAAUUGGAAAAAUUUGAGUAUUUGACGUCCAUACAAUCUCUAAAGGUGAAAUACGAGCAGUGUCUAGAGACUUGUGGAGCCAGAAGCACUGUUACUGUGGCGGAGCCUAGAAAGAGAAUUGAUGAGCGUGCUUUGGAGAAAGAGGAAGAAGAAUAUUUCAACGAGGACAGUGAUGAAGAGGACACGGCAUCAGCAUCAAUGCCAAAUAACAACAAAAAAGUAGUAGCCCAACCUGUUAUAGCAAAUGGAGUAGCUUCAAGUUACACCCCUUCAAGUCCCAACUCUGUUGGUCUGGUCGAUUACGAUGAUGAUGAGGAUGAUGAAGACUACAAACCACCACCAAGGAAACAACCUGAAAAUGAUGAAGAUGAAGGAACAAUAAUAGACCCCUUAAGGUUGAAGCGGAAAUUGCCCUUAAAGGACAAGGAACUUGAGCAAGGAAAGAAGCAUCGAAUAGGUAAAAACUCGAAACCAAAGGACAAUGUAUUUGCUGCUUUGUGUACGACACUGAGCCAGGCAGUGCUACCCUGCAAUAAAACUGCAAGCACAGUUCUCGUAUCUUCUCACACAGCCGACGAGGAUAACAAGAGUUCAGGUGAGGUAAAUCAUCAUCAGGAGAAUGAGCAUGCCGUUUCCAGAGACUGUCCUGAUAACAACAGCCUUGAACCUGAUGAGAACCACCGAGAGAAGGACGAGGCAGCAUCUUCUAGAAAUUGUACAGAGCUUUUGCAUGUAGCAGCCCCGUCCGAAAACAGGCAGUUGAGUGGAGAUGAUUGUGCAUUGAUACCACCCAAGUCCUCGCCGGAAAUGGCUGUGAAUGGUUCCUAACUUGGUCUACAGAAUAAGUCAGCAGGGCUUUCUAUUCUUGUUUGUUAAUUGAAUAUCGUGAAUGGCACCAGAACGCAGUCCCAAGCCGUGGCCAGUGGAACGACACAAAAUUGAAAAAAGAAAAAAAAAAUGGCAAAAUGGAAGAAGCAACAAGAGGGAUGGGAUGGGUUAUGAAUUAUUUAGGUUUAAGGAUCUCCAUCACGGAUAGGAGGGAGAGAUAAUACUGUAUAGAGCCGUUUGGAGGCCGAAAGAAUGUCCUACGAUUUGAGCCCUGUCUUAAUAUAACCAAACCAACCUCCCUUCAGCUGGCUUUUGCGGCUUCGAGUUUGGUAGUGUUGCAUUUUGUAAAACAUUCUUCAGCAUUUGAUUUUCUUUUUUUUUUUAUCCAAAUCUCUUUUUUUUUUUUCUCUUUCAUUUCUUUCUUUUGACACUACGAGUUACUUUUAAGCUCUAAUAUAAACAUGUAAUAGAGAGUGAGAGAGUGAAAGAGAGAGAGAGAGACACAGAGAGACAGAGAAGGAGAGGGCACCAACAUAUAUGCCCUUGCAUAGUGUUCCUUUUACUUUUUUUCUUCAAUGUUUUGUGCUGGAAUGGAAGGGUGGUUGUAACUGAGACGAAAGGGAAGAGGCCAAUUUUUCUCCAAUGUAGUUGAACUGGAACCUCAUUUAUAUAGAUUAUUGUAAAUUAAUUAUUGAACUUAA